GGUGGGUGGAGCUGCUUUUUUUCAUGAGUCACGGCCCUUCAUGGUGUCUGUCAUUUCAUUUACCCUCCUUUUGACUAACAGUUGGAAAUUCUUCCAGAUUUUGACAGCACAUUGUUUCUCAGUUGUACUUUUUGACGGUGGCAUCUAUUUUGUGUGUCUCCAUGUUUAUGUUAGGAAGGAUUUGGGAAGAGUGGUCUCGGGGAUUGCCUCUCAGAUGCCGUUUAAAAACAAACGCCCUGUGUAAAAAGGAAAGGGACUUGGAGGCCAAGUUCAUUAUUCAGAUGGAGAAAAGCAAAACAACAAUCACAAACUUAAAGAUACCAGAAGGAGGGACUGGGGACUCAGGAAGAGAACGGACCAAGACCUUCACCUAUGACUUUUCUUUUUAUUCUGCUGAUACAAAAAGUCCGGAUUAUGUUUCACAAGAAAUGGUUUUCAAAUCCCUUGGCACAGAUGUCGUGAAAUCUGCAUUUGAAGGUUACAAUGCUUGUGUCUUUGCAUAUGGGCAAACUGGAUCUGGAAAAUCCUACACGAUGAUGGGAAAUUCUGGCGAUUCUGGCUUAAUACCUCGGAUCUGUGAAGGGCUCUUCAGUCGGAUCAGUGAAACCACCAGAUGGGAUGAAGCAUCUUUUCGAACCGAAGUCAGCUACUUAGAAAUUUAUAAUGAACGUGUGAGAGAUCUACUUAGGCGGAAGUCAUCUAAAACCUUUAAUUUAAGAGUCCGUGAGCAUCCCAAGGAAGGACCUUAUGUUGAAGAUUUAUCCAAACAUUUAGUACAGAAUUACAGUGACGUAGAAGAACUUAUGGAUGCGGGAAAUAUCAAUCGUACCACGGCAGCGACCGGGAUGAACGACGUCAGUAGCAGGUCUCAUGCCAUCUUCACCAUCAAGUUCACUCAGGCAAAAUUUGAUUCUGAAAUGCCAUGUGAAACUGUGAGUAAGAUCCACUUAGUCGAUCUUGCUGGAAGUGAGCGCGCAGAUGCCACCGGAGCCACCGGCGUUAGGCUUAAGGAGGGGGGGAACAUUAACAAGUCCCUCGUGACUCUGGGGAACGUCAUCUCUGCCUUAGCCGAUUUAUCUCAGGAUGCAGCAAAUCCUCUUGUAAAGAAGAAGCAAGUUUUUGUGCCUUACAGGGAUUCUGUUUUGACAUGGUUGUUAAAAGAUAGCCUUGGAGGAAACUCUAAAACUAUCAUGAUUGCCACCAUUUCACCUGCUGAUGUCAAUUAUGGAGAAACCCUAAGUACUCUUCGCUAUGCAAAUAGAGCCAAAAACAUCAUCAACAAGCCUACCAUUAAUGAGGACGCCAACGUCAAGCUCAUCCGUGAGCUGCGAGCUGAAAUAGCCAGGCUGAAAACGCUGCUCGCUCAAGGGAAUCAGAUCGCCCUCUUAGACUCCCCUACAGCUUUAAGUAUGGAGGAAAAACUUCAGCAGAAUGAAGCAAGAGUUCAAGAAUUGACCAAGGAAUGGACAAAUAAGUGGAAUGAAACCCAAAAUAUUUUGAAAGAGCAAACUCUAGCCCUUAGGAAAGAAGGGAUUGGAGUUGUUUUGGAUUCUGAACUGCCACAUUUGAUUGGCAUUGAUGAUGACCUUCUGAGCACUGGGAUCAUCUUAUAUCACUUGAAGGAAGGUCAGACAUAUGUUGGUAGAGAAGAUGCUUCAACAGAGCAAGAUAUUGUUCUUCAUGGCCUUGACUUGGAGAGUGAGCACUGUGUCUUUGAAAAUGUCGGGGGGACAGUGACUCUGAUUCCCCUGAGUGGGUCUCAGUGUUCCGUGAAUGGUGUUCAGAUCAUGGAGGCCACACAUCUAAAUCAAGGUGCCGUGAUACUCUUGGGAAGAACCAAUAUGUUUCGCUUUAACCAUCCAAAGGAAGCCGCCAAGCUCAGGGAGAAGAGGAAGAGUGGCCUUCUGUCCUCCUUCAGCCUGUCCAUGACCGACCUCUCCAAGUCCUGCGAGAACCUGUCCGCGGUCAUGUUGUAUAACCCCGGUCUUUUCCCUGUAAAAGGACCCAUCUGUCUAAGACUUGAAUUUGAGAGGCAACAGCGUGAAGAACUUGAAAAAUUGGAAAGUAAAAGGAAACUCAUCGAAGAAAUGGAGGAGAAGCAGAAGUCGGACAAGGCGGAGCUGGAGCGCAUGCAGCAGGAGGUGGAGACGCGGCGCAAGGAGACGGAAAUCGUGCAGCUGCAGAUCCGCAGGCAGGAGGAGAGCCUCAAACGCCGCAGCUUCCACAUCGAGAACAAGCUGAAGGACCUGCUCGCCGAGAAGGAGAAGUUCGAAGAGGAGAGGCUGAGGGAGCAGCAGGAGACCGAGCUGCAGAGGAAGAGACAAGAGGAAGAGAGCUUCCUCCGCAUCCAGGAAGAGCUCCAGCGGCUCCGGGAACUCAACGACAACGAGAAGGCCGAGAAGAUCCAGAUAUUCCAGGAGCUGGGCCGGCUCCAGAGGGAGAAGGACGAGCAGUGCGCCAAGCUCGAGCUGGAGAAGAGGAGGCUGGAGGAGCAAGAGAAGGAGCAGGUGAUGCUGGUGGCCCACCUGGAGGAGCAGCUGCGGGAGAAGCAGGAGAUGAUCCGGCUGCUGCGGCGCGGGGAGGUGCAGCGCGUGGCGGGGGAGAAGCGCGACCUGGAGGGCAUCCGCGCGUCGCUCCUGCGGGCCAAGGAGGCUGGCGCCGGCGGGGACGGAGACGCCGGGGAGUUAGAGAAGGCGCAGCGGCACUUCUUCGAGUUCAAGAGAAGGCAGCUGGUCAAGCUGGCGAGCUUGGAGAGGGACCUGGUUCAGCAGAAGGACCUCCUGAGCAAGGAAGUCGAAGAGGAGCACGAGGCCCUGGAGCGUUUAAAAUGCGACCACAAGGAAGAGUCCCGGUUGCCGGGAAAACGCGACGAGGGCGCCCCCACGGUCACCCCGGCGGCCCCAGACUUAGAGAAAAUAAAGCCGGCGGAGUACAGGCUGCAGUAUAAAGAGCGCCAGCUCCAGUACCUCCUGCAGAACCAUUUGCCGACCCUGUUGGAAGAAAAGCAGAGAGCGUUUGAAAUCCUCGACAGCGGCCCGCUCAGUUUAGACAACACUCUUUAUCAAGUGGAAAAAGAAAUCGAAGAAAAAGAAGAGCAGCUUGCACAGUACCAGGCCAACGCCAGCCAGCUGCAGAAGCUCCAAGCCACCUUUGAAUUCACUGCCAACAUCGCGCGCCAGGAGGAGAAAGUGAGGAAGAAGGAAAAGGAGAUUCUGGAAUCGCGGGAGAAGCAGCAGAGGGAGGCGCUGGAGCGGGCGGUGGCCAGGCUGGAGAGGAGGCAUUCGGCGCUGCAGCGGCGCUCCACCCUGGGCCUGGAGAUCGAGGAGCAGAGGCAGAAGCUGGCCACUCUGCACAGCAGCAGCCGAGAGCAGUCGGGGCUCCGGGCCAGCCUGGAGGCUGAGCAGGAAGCCCUGGAGAAGGACCGGGAGAGGUUAGAGCAUGAAAUCCAGCAGCUGAAGCAGAAGAUUUGUGAGGUUGAUGGUGUUCAGAAAGAUCAUCAUGGGACCCUGGAGGGGAAGGCUCCUGGUUCCGGCUUGCCAUUCAGUGCGGAAAAAUCUCACCUGGGCACCCUGAUGGACGCCAGGAUCAACGCCUACAUUGAAGAAGAAGUGCAAAGACGUCUUCAGGAUUUGCAUCAUGUGAUGGAUGAAGACAGCAGUACAUCUACAGACAUGGCAAAGGAUAAUGAGAAACUCCACAAUGGCACUAUUCAACGUAAGCUAAAAUAUGAGAAAAGGCAGUCUCGCCUGGCACGGCGUCUUGCCCUGCUUCUGCCCAGGUAUGCCACCGACACUCCCAGCACCACUAGAGAGGAGAGGAGGAAGGUGCAUCGGACCAACCACUGGGGUCAUCCCAUGACACGGAGCAUCUCAGGCCCUGAAACUCCUUCCUCAGCAUCACAAGAGAGAACCCACUGGCGAAGGGAUCAGUCCUCAGUGCCUGAGAUAUGGCAGGACAGUGGUUGCAAAUAUCAUUGUCCUGAAUGUGCUGGCCAUUUAGAACCAAAACGUUUUACUCUACCCAAAAUCUCUUCUCUUAAUGAAAGCUAUAGCGGUGAUGCAGAAGAUUUUCAGGACAACUCAGUGAGUUUCACUGAGCUGAUGACUCAUAAAGAAAUUCAGUCCAGUUGGACUUUGCUGCAGUGUACAUCCCAAGAAGUUUCUGUAAAUAGUGGAAGCCAGCAGGCCAGGCAAAGCCAGGUGCUCUCCUUUGUUCUCUCUGAAAGCAUUUCUCAUGAGGAGAGGGCAUCUGGCAGUGUUCCUCAGGGUGGACUGGCUUCUGAGUUUUGCAGUGAGCUGCAAGAUGAGGAAGAGUUAGCUGCUAAAAAGGUUAGCUCUUUAGAGUUACUGAUAAAUACCAGGAUAGAAGGAAACAAUGGCCUGGGAUAUUUUUAUCACAAGUUCUCAGAUCUUUAUAAAGACACCAGCAGUCACCUGCUCCAGGCUGGCACAAAGGUGCUCAGCCAUGCCGGGUUCGUGGGCAGCCUUUGUGCUCCAAGUAGGCUCACCUCCCGUGUGACAACAUUCAUCAGAAGAAUGCCGUUUCUGCAGCACUUAGCCCCGGAUGUGCCCUGGAAGUCCCACGUGCAGUCGACAGAACCUCAUUCUUUUCCUGAAGCUCAUGCUGGCAGCAGCAAAAGCCACGAGGCAAGGGGACCUGGGCCCGCAGAGUGUGCCACGCCAUACGAGGCCUCUGCCUUUGCAGCUGCAGGUUUACCAGGUUCCUCGCCAAGCUCAGUUUUCUGCCUUGAAUACGAAGAUGCUAGAAAGAGCUCGGCAUUUAAGCAGACCCUCGUGCAAUUCCCAGACCAAAUGCUGCAACUUCAGGAGUGCCCUUUAAAAGAUCUUCUUGAGCAUGUGAGUUGUUCUCUUCCAGAACCUUUGAGCGACACGAAUGAAGUCAGAGGUAUUUACUGGCUUGCUGUUGCUAACUGCAUGGAACCUGAUCCCCAGCCAGCAUGUUUGCUGCUGCUUCGGUCAGCUUUGUAUGCUCUGGUCCUGUCAGAUAAUCACUCUGGCUCAAUGAGCAUCUUUCAUGCUCUACCUCUCUCGGGACUUCAGGAGAUCCAGAUUGGCUUUGGUGGACAGAGUAUUCGAUUCCUGAGCUCUGCAGAGCCUCUCCUACUCACUGUAUUCAGUUACAACAAAACCCUCACUCAACAGCUAUGUCGUGACCUCCUGUGUGUCCUGAUGCCCGAGUCUGAUGCCACUGCCUAUGCUAAUCAUCCUUUGCUCCAGCAAGAUCUGGUUCAGCUUUCUCUUGAUUGGAAAGCAGAAAUCCCUGGUUUAGUUUUGGCAAACGGAGUUCAGUUGUCAUCCAGAUUCCAGACUACCUUGGUGGAUAUGAUUUACUUCCUUCAUGGAAAUAUGGAAGUCGACAUCCCGUCUCUGGCAGAGGUUCGGUUACUGCUGUACACAACAGUGAGGGUCCAGGGUGCGUCUGGCCGUGACCGGUGGCAGUCACUGGUCCUUCUGAACACCCACAUCGCUCUGGUGAGGGAAGAUCGUGUUUUUUUCCCACGCACUCGGUCUCUAAUCAUACCUCCUCGACGUGCACAAUUCGAUGUGAUUAAAUGCCGUGCCUUAAGUGAAUUCAGGGGUGUCGUUGUUCCAGAGAAGAAAAAUGUAUCUAUGGUAGAACUUGUCUUCUUACAAAAACUCAAACUUGCAUCAGAUUCAAGAUACAGUUCAUCUGAGCACCUUCCGGAAGCACCGCAUGUCCAGUUAUUCACCAGCCCCUUGUGUCUUCAAGGUGGUCAGAAUAUAGCACCCGAGGUCUGGAAACUAACUUUCAGUUCUCAAGAUGAGGCUGUCUGGCUAAUCUCACAUUUGACAAGACUCUAGGGAGGAGACUUUUAAAGAUGGACUGCAUAUUAUUUGAGAUCAUUAAUAAAAUACGCAUUAUGAAAACAGUCAAGGGAAUAUGAAUAUCUCAAUGUAGCUAAUUGAAUUGGAACUGGAAAAAUGCAGACCUCUAAAAGUGAAAAAUGUAAAUAAUUUAAAUAUAUGCAAUAAAAUAAAAAUAGCUGAUAGCAGAGCACUGAUAAAAUAUCUUUAUCACCACCUUGCUUCACUUUCUUGAAACUCAGGCUCGUAAAUUUGUGUCCACCUCAUUAUUUGUGAGAUGAUUGAAGCAUUUCUGAUUGUUUUUGGCUCUAUGUCGAUUUAUAGCGUGGUAGCUUGGAAUCUGUCUGUGCCUGCUGGAUUCCGGCAGGCUAAUUUGUGCUGCCUGAAAAAGUGCCCAGUCUGGCAGUGACCUUCAUUGACAUCCGCCGUUUUAGCCGUGAUUAGGACAGCUAUGUAGCAGAGCACAUUAGUGAUGCAUCGAGCUGCCUAUAAGGACCCAGGGAUUUAAAAUGUCCUCCCAUCACCGUAAUAUGUGGAAUCGAGACAGUGAUGCAUGCCCUGCAGUGUCUUCUUUUUCUCAGUUAAUUGCCUUUUCCUUCUUCCUUUCAUACUUCUUGCCUCUUCCCUUCUAACCUGUGUUAUUUCAGCUCCUUAUUUGUUGGUAUAGUUUUGACUACUCUUUCCCAUAACCACCCCCCCCCACCACCACCACCACCACAUUCCAGCUCUUUGUCUGAACUUUCGUAUUUCUACCCCCGAAAGGCUCUUCUUCUGGGAGUCUGACUUUCUCAUCGGAUCUUUCUGCUGUCUUGUCAAAUAUGUGGUCGCCUCAGAAGGCAUUCAGUACUUCUCACUGGCUGCCCUCCUUCUGGCCUGGCCUGUAACUGUCACUCGUAGCCUCCUGAACCAGUGGGUUUGCUGGCCUCCCUCCUGAGGAGUGUUCCUGCCCACAUCCUGUGGUCAGUUGCCCUCCUCCUCUGUAAGAGGCUUUCCUCUCUGUCCACCUCUGUUCAACAAUCCUAUGAGGAAUCAGGGUACAUGUUUUGUAUUUAGUUUUUAGUUUCAUCUGACCAUGGUUCUGCCAUCUCUCAGGUGUGUGUCCAACUAAAUUCUAGAGUCUCAGACAUGCAGAGACAGACAUGCCUCUGUACUGCUCCAUCCAGUCUCCUUCCACUCUCCUUCCACUCUUAGCUGCAUCAUGCUUAGCCCUCUGUAGCUCUCCCUGACUCAGUGGAGUGAGUCAGCAAUUCUGUUAAGCCAUUCAUGUUAGCCCUGGCUUGGAAGGGCCACUUUCUAUUUCGGUCAGAUCUUUGGGUAAUUUGUGCACCAUAAAUGUUGUAGCCCCUUCUUCAUUUCUGUUCCUAAUCGAUGGAAGGGAUGGUGUCAAAGCUUACCCCACCCAGAAACUUACCAUCUCCCUUUGGCCGGGAAGUUCAGAUCUUCCCUCUUUCCCCUGUCAGAGCUAAUGGCAAACUACUCAGCCGGUUCUACAUCUUCACCUAUUUUCCUCUACCCAGUUUGUGGGGACAUGAACAGGAAAAGGCAGGAAAUUAGACAAUGCAUUAUCCACAAACACUGGUGGCUGCAGCCUUUUUGCUUUGGACCAGCAGAGGCUUCUUGAGAUAAUUCUUAUGUUUUUAGGUGGAGCAUGUUUCUGUGACUUCCACGGCACCCCUGCCCAAUACAUACACAUCUUAUUGCCUUAUACCCGAAGGCUUUAACUCUGUGAUGAGGCAUCAUUAAAAUUAGUCACUAAUUUGUCACUUUCUUGUCUGGUAGGUCAUCUUUUAUCAUGGGAAAAAUUCCUGAAAUGUAUCAUGAUAAUCUUUGUAAUAUCUUACCAAUAAUAUUUCUCCUCAUUUGUUUCAUGUUUCUUUUACUGUUUUCAGCUAUUACUAAUAUAUUUUGCAUUCCUUUUUUAAAAAAUUGUCCCACUCAGUAUCUUCUCCUAUAUCCUUGAUAAGAAAAACCAAAUUAAUGAUUGUAAAGAGCAGAGGUAGUAAAAUUUAAGGUGCCAGCAGAGGAAUACCGUGGUCAGGAAAAGGCAGCAAUAUAUAAGCAGUGCAUGGUUUUAACAAAGAGUGUUAAAUAUUAAACAGACAGAUGUGCUUAUUCUCACAGGUACAAAAGCAUAAUUCUACCAGGUUAUAAAUCUUGGUCUUUAGUAUUUUUCAUAGACGGAACACGGAGCAAAGUAUGAGCAUUGCAUAAAAAUCAUAUUAUUCAUUAUAACUUCUCCAGGCUGCUUUAUGAUCUAAGAAGGCCACGAUGAAGAGUAUGUUCAGAUCUCACCACAUAAUAGGGGCAGCCCGACGGUAUUCAAGUUUUAUAUGUCACUUCUCUCACCUAAGCAUGCUUUUUGAGAUAAAAUAGAGUUCCAGGGUGUGAGAGUUUGAUUUACUAUGUGUGAAGUAAGUGUUCAGGUUGUCGUAGCGCCUGUAGAAGCUGGUGGAGCAUUGUUUGUGCCAAUCUCCACUGUGGCUUCAAUCCUGGCAUCCUCACUGUGGCUCUUUCUUCAGGAGUUCUAAGCCUGUAACACUCCUAGAGUAGAGCAGGUAUUAGAGUCUAACUAUUCAUCCUGAUGUAGCAACAUCUCAAUUGUAAUGAGCUUCUGCAUCAGAAAAAAAUAUGUUCAUACAUAACUUGUUUAUGUGGCAUUUUGCAUUGUUAUAAUAUAGGCAUAAACAUUUACAUUGUGACACUUUUUAAUAUAUUCUAGACAAUACCUCUUUGAAUACUUUUGAAAUAGUGAUUUCAUCUGUGUUUGAUUAAAAUCCAUUUUGCGCACAGCUGCCUAUUUUUUACAGACUUGUGGUUGGCAGGAUGAAUUUAUUUAGUCUUUGUUGAAAAACAUUUCAAAACAGUUUGUUGCCCUAUUCUCAUUACUUAAAAAAUGUGCGUGCAUCCCUUUGGAAGAAAAUACUUAAGCCUUCCAGCAGUAGUAAUUACAGUAAUUUUUGCUUACAUUCUCUUUCCCAGAUGAUUUAAAGCUUUGUAUGAUAAAUAGAUUAGAGCCACUUUUAUUAAUGCUGCUUUGAUGGGCAAAGAAACAGGCUUAUUGGAUAGACCAGCUUUUAAUGAGGUCAUUUUGUUAAUUUAGUUACACAAUCUCCAGUAUGUAGCUUAGACAACUCUGCCUCAUUCCUUAGUAUAUCUGCUGUGACAGAUGUUGUAUCAAUUAGCUAUUGCCAAAUAAUAAACAGCGCCCCAAAUUUGACUGGCAUAUAAAAAAAAGAGCUUUUAUUUCAUACUGCUGGUUUGCAUGUAGGUUGAAGGGACUCUUCUGUAGGCUCCAGGUCAUCUGCAGCUUAGCCAAAGUCGGUCUGCUCCACAUGUUCAUUUUGGGUCUGUGCUGAAAGGUCAGUAGCUGUCAUAGUAGUGACAGAAGCAUGAUGGGCAACGCUGUAAGCCUCUGCCUGCCUCAUGUCUGCUAACAUCCACUGGCCAGCGUAAGGCGCACAACCAAGCCCGAAGUCAAGAGGCACGGAAGUACACUCCAUCCACCAAGAGAUCAUGGCAAGACUAUGGAUAUGUGCUCCUACUACAGAGGAGGGAAGAAUUGGGGCUAGUAAUUUAAUUUACAAUAAAUACAUUAUAUUAUGUCAAGCUUCCAAAGGCUCUCUUGAAGAUAAGACUUCGAUAAAACUUGGACUUCUCCUUAAUGGAAACAUUCAGGUACUAGGAGGAAUAAACAUCCCAGGACCUUUAAAAUGACCAAGUUCAACUUUGUAAUUCAGUCUCUGAAUACCUCCAUGGGUGGGCUGCUCACUUUUUGCCUCGGAAGCAAUUUUUUAUUGGGAAAUGCCCUUAUUGUUAGACCAUAUUCUCCCUUCCUGUGAUCUGCAUCUGCAGAAUCUGCCCUUCCAUGGCACCCUCAGUAGCAGCACAAAACAAGUCUCUCCCUCAAUCUGUAUUAUAGCACUCCCCUUCAGAGAAGAUACUUAUAAUCUCUCUACCUCCUCUGAUUUUUCUAGUUUACCUCCAACACCCUUCAGCCCCUCCACUUUCCAAACCACCGCCAUCUAACCUCUCCUGGAAGAUGAACCUUUGUAAUUUGUUAGAAACUCUUUUAUAAGGAACAAAACUGAACAAUCUAGUUAUGAGAAGGAAAGAGAUUCUAUUAUAAAUCACUCCUCCUGCCUUUCAAUAUCUGGUUAAAAUCCUUUGUUGCUGAAGAUGCAGUGGGUUACAAUGAUGACAGUACUAAUCAUCAUUUGCAUUGUGGCUUACCAUGGAUGUAUUUCUUGCCCAUGUAUUGUUUGCAACGACCCUACUACAAUAGAAGAAUUCAUAUUGAUCUCCAUUUCAUGUUUGGGAAUUUAGACCCAAAAAGGUCAACUUGGUUUAGAACAGGGACUUUAAACCGAGACCUUCUUAUUCCAAAACAUGUGGGGUUUUUUUUGUUUUUUUUUUUUCUUUAAUGCCAAAGCCAUCUCAUAGUCACUGUUACUCUUAACAUAGGCUGGGUAAAUUUUUUCUUGAUUUUUUUUUUUUUUU
Molecule: messenger RNA, 10343 nt
Organism: Microcebus murinus (gray mouse lemur)
Lineage: Eukaryota; Metazoa; Chordata; Mammalia; Primates; Cheirogaleidae
Source: RefSeq, a predicted model, not a curated record